AGGUUCGGACCAGUAACAUUCCAGUCACACCGCUUCCGUGCCUCCAGCCUGGGGCACUGGGCCUUGGGGGGCCACCAGUGACACACCAGUAACAUCCCAGUUCUGAUCCCUACUGCUUUGGGCUGGAAGGGACCUUCAAAGGUCAUCUCCUCCACCUUCCUGCUCUGCAGGGAGGGUGUUGGUGCUCCUGGUGUGGAAGACUGGGCUUGGCCAGGUCGGAGCAGCUGCCCUGGCCUGGAGCCCAUGGUCCCUGUGGAUCCCAGAGGAUUCCAGAGCUGGGGAGAACCCAACACAACACUGCUGACCUCCCGUGCACCCACAGAGUUGGAGUCUGCAGCCUCCCCAAACUCCAGGAGAAAAGUUUGACACCAGUAAGGAAUGUGGGAAGAGGGAGGAAUGUGGGAAGAGGUUUAGGAUCUGCUCAGCCCAUCUCCACCAUCAGAAAAUCCAUCAGGGUCAGAGACCCCAGCAAUGUCCUGACUGUGGGAGACGGUUUAGCGACAGCUCGGAUCUGGUCCAACAGUGACACCAUCCCACAGGCACCAUGUCCUACACCUGCCCUGACUGCGGGAAAGGUUUUAGCAGGAGAUCAGAUGUCAUCAAUCAUCAACGGAUCCAUACGGGUGAGAAACCCUUUAAAUGUUCCGAGUGUGGAAAGGAGUUUUCCCACUGUUCCAAUUUAUCACGGCAUCACCGCAUGCACACGGGAGAGAAACCCUAUAAGUGUCUGGAGUGUGGGAAGGGGUUCUUCCAGAGUUCUGAUUUAUCACGGCAUCACCGCAUCCACACGGGAGAGAGACCCUAUAAGUGUCUGGAGUGUGGCAGGGAGUUUACCCGGAGUUCCCAUUUAUCACAGCAUCACCGCAUCCACACAGAAGAGAAACCCUAUAAGUGUCUGGAGUGUGGGAAGAAGUUUUCCCAGAGUUCUGAUUUAUCACAGCAUCACCGCAUCCACACGGGAGAAAAACCCUAUAAGUGUCUGGAGUGUGGGAAGGAGUUUUCCCAGAGUUCUGAUUUAUCACAGCAUCACCGCAUCCACACAGGAGGGAGUCCCUAUAAGUGUCUGGAGUGUGGGAAGGAGUUUUCCCAGAGUUCCUCUUUGUCACGUCAUCACCGCAUCCACACAGGAGAGAAGUUGUAUCCCUGCACUCACUGUGGGAAAGCCCUCAGUAGUAGCACCUCUUGGAUUAAUCACCAACAUGUCCACACUGAAGAAAAACCCUACACGUGUCCCCAGUGUGGAAAGGGCUUCACAGCCAGCUGGGGUCUCACCCAACACCUACGGAUCCAUAGGGGUGAACGUCCCUACAAGUGUCCUGAGUGUGGGAAAAGCUUUACAAGGAGGUCAAAUCUCACCCAACACCUACAGAUCCAUACUGGUGAACAUCCCUACAAGUGUCCUGACUGUGGGAAAAGCUUUACAACUAGGUCAAAUCUCACCCAACACCUACAGAUCCAUACUGGUGAACAUCCCUACAAGUGUCCCGACUGCGGGAAGAGCUUCAGGCAAAGCUCGCAUUUGAAAACCCAUCAACGCCUCCAUACCAGUGAAAAACAUUAAAGCAGUGCAAGAGGAGAUUUUACUGGAAAUUAGAUUUCAUCUGGCAUUACCUGACCCAUCACAGCCAUCA
Messenger RNA from Calypte anna (Anna's hummingbird), 1631 nucleotides. Its product is annotated as zinc finger protein 135. Bases 545 to 1561 code for a protein of 338 amino acids. Gene Ontology annotation, molecular function: DNA-binding transcription factor activity, RNA polymerase II-specific; RNA polymerase II cis-regulatory region sequence-specific DNA binding. The record is from RefSeq and is a predicted model, not a curated record. The transcript is spliced from 2 exons. Gene Ontology annotation, biological process: regulation of transcription by RNA polymerase II; central nervous system development. Gene Ontology annotation, cellular component: nucleus. Lineage: Eukaryota; Metazoa; Chordata; Aves; Apodiformes; Trochilidae.